AUGACGCUGCGUCAAGUCGCCACAUAUCCGGGCCAACAUCUACGCCUAGAAUCCGAAAUAGCCAAAAUGAUUCAACUAGAGGAGAUGUCUAUAAAUCUAAACGAUCGUUCAAUCAGUGAUCAAUUUUUAAAAGAUCAAAAAAUUGCAAUGGAAGCACAGGACGCGGAGUUUGCACAAAUGUUACAGGAAAAAGAAAGAAUUAAAGCUCGCCGUGCACGUGAACGUGCUAAGCAGAAGAAAUUAAACCGUCAAUAUGGUCGAGAACAAAAAUUUUCCACUGAUGUGAUCGAAUCCCAAAUUCUAAAUAGAUCAAAUUCAGCUAUCAGCGAUGACAAGGAAUUGGUUCAACUUACUCAUGACCUCACUGACGAACUAUCUCCACAUUCAAAUAGUUCUGGAGUGCGAGUUUCUAGUGACUCUAACGAAGAUUUUCAAAAGCUUUUAAAUGUCGCAAUAAAAAUUGACCCCACGUAUUGUAAUGAUAAUGAUAAAAAAUGUUUAACUAAUUCCGGUAAUGAUUUGAGUUCUUCCCGCGUUUUUUCACAUUCGGCUCAGGAGCUUGAAUGCGACAGUGUACCAUGUUAUAUGCCAAUACAAGGUCAACGACGUUCUCAAAUACCAUCUCCACCUAUAUCUCAUGAGGAAAAAAAUAAGCGUAAAGUGAAAGAUGGUUGUAAAAACCAAUAA
This is a messenger RNA of Cotesia congregata, 687 nucleotides long. Lineage: Eukaryota; Metazoa; Arthropoda; Insecta; Hymenoptera; Braconidae. The record is from the annotation of a GenBank genome assembly.